This is a messenger RNA of Polypterus senegalus (gray bichir), 1251 nucleotides long. RefSeq names its product trace amine-associated receptor 1-like. The transcript has 2 exons. Bases 1 to 1251 code for a protein of 416 amino acids. Gene Ontology annotation, biological process: G protein-coupled receptor signaling pathway. The record is from RefSeq and is a predicted model, not a curated record. Gene Ontology annotation, molecular function: trace-amine receptor activity. Gene Ontology annotation, cellular component: membrane. Lineage: Eukaryota; Metazoa; Chordata; Cladistia; Polypteriformes; Polypteridae.
AUGGAUGAAAAGCUUAUUGCUGUACAAGAGAUAGAAAAGGUGAUUGUUGGAGGUGAUGCAAAUGGGCAAAUGGAAAAGAACAGAGACAUGAUAGAGAGGGUAUAUGGAGGAUGGGGAGUAGGGGAGAGAAAUGGCGAAGGGGAGAGGAUAGUAGAUUAUGCCAUGGGAUCUAAUUUGGAAACAUCUACUCGGAUGCCAAAUUAUUUCAAGAUGAAUUUCAACCUAAGCAAGACUUCACAAGCUAUCUACUACUGUUAUCCAUCUGUAAACAAUUCGUGUCGCAGGCAAGUUCUUUCUCUGCAAAAUCACAUCCUGCUCUACACAGUACUCUGGGCAACGGUGAUCUUCACUGUUUCUGGAAACUUAUUGGUCAUCAUCACCAUCUCACAUUUUAAGCAGCUUCAUACACCAACCAAUUGCCUUGUUUUGUCUUUGGCAGUCACCGAUUUACUUCUGGGGGGAUUUGUGAUGCCACCCUUAACUGUUCAACUUGUUGAAAGUUGCUGGUAUCUGGGAGAUGCAUUCUGCAAACUGUAUCUCAGCACAGUAAUCAUGCUGUGCACAGCUUCUGUAAUACAUCUUUCUUUAAUAUCAAUUGAUCGUUAUUUUGCAAUAUGCUAUCCUUUACGGUAUCAAGCUAAGAUUACUGUGUCUGUAACUGUAAACUUGAUCUUGUUUUCAUGGAUUCUCUCCGCUGUACUUGGAUAUGGAAUUAUAUACCUAGAAUUGAACCUAAAAGGCAUUGAAGAAUUUUAUUACCAAAAUGUUAAAUGUGUCGGGAGCUGUGUUUUAAUGCAAAAUGAGGUAUCAGGUUUAAUUUCAUCACUCUUUACUUUUUAUUUACCUGGAUUUACUAUGAUUUGUAUUUAUCUGAAAAUAUUCAGUGUAGCACGAAGACAAGCCAGGUCUAUUACAGAUACAGUGCAGCAGAACCAGUCAGCCGAAGAAAAGCGAAAUGCAGCAUCAAGGACAAGAGAAAGAAAAGCUGCAAAAACAUUAGCCAUUGUUAUGGGGGUGUUUCUUUUAUGCUGGUCUCCUUUCUUUGUGUGCAACAUCAUUAAUCCAGUUUUAAAUCACCCAGCUCCUGAUAUUCUUAUAACAGCUCUUGCAUUCUUUGGUGACAUGAACUCAACAUUUAAUCCACUUGUCUAUGGUUUCUUUUACAGCUGGUUCAGAAAAGCUGUUAAAUUAAUAGCAAAUGGAAAGAUCUUUCAGCGUGACUCUUCCAGAACAAAACUGUAUAACGAUUAA